GAGGGGGUCUGCCAAAUCUAAACAUGCUCUUCGUCUCUGCGCACCUGCUUCUUUGACUCUGCUCGCUCUUCUCGCCUCUCUCGAUUUCCAUCCCUCUUCCGGCAAUCUAUUGUGCACCCAAUGUCUUUUGAUCUGAACGAGACACAUUCAUCAGUUAUUAGAGAGUUCUCUUUCAUGAACCGAGGGAGACUCUGGUUCUCGUGGAGAGUGUUUUUCCGGCACUGGACUUGACACUCUUUGAGUCCUUUUUCUCUAGGGUUGUUGUUUAUAAACUUGUUUUCGUUCUCUCUUUUUUUCUGUACUCCGAACUUCAUAUAAUUUUUAGUGUGUGAAAAGCAGUAUUCAUUGGGAGAGGGUUGAAUUGCUAUUAUUUGCCUCACGUCUUGUGAGGAAUUUGGACUUUGGGGAGGAUCAUUCUUAUAUAUUGGGGACUUUUCAUCUGGAUUCUGUGAUGGGGAAAUCAUCUUUGCCUCCUGGGUUUCGGUUUAAUCCUACUGAUGUUGAGUUGGUACAAUACUAUUUGAAGAGGAAGAUAAUGGGAAAGAAACUCCAUGUUAAGGUUGUUGCUGAGGUGGACAUAUACAAAUGGGCUCCUUGGGAUCUUCCAGACAAAUCUUGUUGGCGAAGUGGAGAUUUGAAAUGGUACUUCUUUUGUCCUAGAGAGAAGAAAUAUGCAAGCGGAGGUAGAGUGAAUCGUGCAACUGACUGUGGUUACUGGAAGACCACGGGGAAGGAUAGAUCUGUUCUUUACAAUAGUGAAGUUGUUGGGUGGAUAAAAACAUUAAUUUUUCACGGUGGUCGAGCUCCACGAGGAGAGCGCACAAACUGGGUUUUACAUGAGUAUAGGCUUGAAGAUAAGAACCUGGCUGAGAAGGGUGUCGCUCAGGAUUCUCAUGUGCUCUGUUUAAUUUUCCAAAAGGAUGGGAUAGGACCAAAAAGUUCUAAACAAUAUGGUGCACCUUUCAAAGAAGAAGACUGGACUGAUGAUGAGGUUGAAACAGACAUUUCACAUGUAAACAUUUCUGAGACCAACCUUGUUCAUACAAACAUGCUUGAGCCAGAGCCAAAUCUUACUCAUUCAUAUACCCCUGAGCCAGACAUUGUUCAGGCAAACAUGCAUGAUCAAGUGCUUGUUAAUACAAACAUCACUGAGCCCCAUCUUGUUUAUGGAAACAUGCCCGACCCAUACGUUGUUUAUCCAAAUAUGCCUCAGUCAGACUUUUCUUAUGCAAACAUGUCUGAGCCAUACCUUGCCCUUCCCAGCAACCAUAAUAGUUCUAUUACUCGCACCAAUUCCCAUGAGUCAUGUGUUUCUGAUAUCUUGCCACCUUCUGGCAAUGUCCUCCAGUCUGUGUGUAGUAAUUAUGAAACAACAGAUCAUGUUUCACCUGAUGAAGAUAUCUUGUCGAUGCUUAAUUGCUUUACAGAAGACGGAACUUUCUCCAUGGAUCACAUUGACAAAAAUGAGAAGCUGGAGACUCUCAUUUAUUCUGGAGAUGCUAAUCCUAUAGCUGGUGUCGGAAAACAUGAUGAUACUAAUAAAGAUCUGGGAGGAUUGAGCAAAGAUGGAUAUAUUUUCCCCAAUGGAGCUAUUUCUGGAGCUUCAAGUGAGAAUGAGCCAUAUCUGGAGCUAUUUGAUCUCGAUAUUGAAUGGUGAUAAUUCGCUGUUUCCAAUGAUUAGUCCACCUCGGACUUUUGGUGGAGAUACACCUUAUGAAGAAGACUCAUUCUUUCCAUGGAGAAAUGACUUAUGAAGACAGGAUGUGUUAAAUAAUGUGAAUAGAAAAUAUCAUUGCUCCAACAUUAAGUUUAUGAAUUUGACUUGCUUGACAUUCUUAUUAUUUCUAUUGACAUUGAUGUUUUUGUUAUUGAGUUUAAUCUAUGAAAAAUGCUUCUGUUU
Messenger RNA from Fragaria vesca subsp. vesca, 1900 nucleotides. RefSeq lists its product as uncharacterized. The transcript is spliced from 5 exons. Lineage: Eukaryota; Viridiplantae; Streptophyta; Magnoliopsida; Rosales; Rosaceae. The coding region runs from base 452 to 1657 and encodes 401 amino acids. The record is from RefSeq and is a predicted model, not a curated record. Gene Ontology annotation, molecular function: DNA binding. Gene Ontology annotation, biological process: regulation of DNA-templated transcription.